This is a messenger RNA of Durio zibethinus, 2839 nucleotides long. RefSeq names its product Tetratricopeptide repeat (TPR)-like superfamily protein (gene OTP81). Lineage: Eukaryota; Viridiplantae; Streptophyta; Magnoliopsida; Malvales; Malvaceae. The record is from RefSeq and is a predicted model, not a curated record. Gene Ontology annotation, biological process: RNA modification. Gene Ontology annotation, molecular function: protein binding; zinc ion binding; RNA binding.
UGCUAAUCUUUGUUUGGGAAACUACCAAGAGAAUCUGAAUGGGCUUGGCCCAUGUUCUCCAAGCGUCCUUCCUUAUAACAAAACAGUCCUUUAAGCAGUGAGCCUAGCAAAUCAAAAUCUACCCCAACGCAAAAGCAUGGAAACAAUAAGCACCCCUCUCUUAUCUCUUCCACAUCACCUAACUCCCCAAACUGUCAAUAGCAACCAUGACCAACCUGUUCUUUCAUUUAUCGAUCGAUGCACCAAUUCAAACCAACUCAAGCAAAUCCAUGCCCUAAUGAUCCGUACAGGCCUUUUCUUUGACCCAUACUCCUCUAGCAAACUCUUUGCAGCGUCCGCCCUGCUGCCUUUUUCAAGCUUGGAUUAUGCUCGUAAGGUGUUCGAUCAAAUUCCCAAACCGAAUCUUUACACCUGGAAUACCCUCAUUCGUGUUUAUGCUUCGAGCCGUGAACCCAUCCAAGGACUUUUGAUCUUUCUAAGAAUGUGUAAUGAGAGUCCCUAUUACCCCAAUAAAUUCACUUUUCCUUUCGUGAUCAAGGCUGCCGCGGAGAUUUUCAGUUUAUCUGUUGGCCAGGCUCUUCAUGGGAUGGUGAUUAAAGCCUCACUAGGGGCAGAUGUUUUUAUUUCAAAUUCUUUGAUACAUUUGUAUUUUUCGUGUGGGUAUUUGGAUUCAGCUUAUGGGGUGUUUAUGAUGAUUGGUGAAAAAGAUGUUGUAUCUUGGAAUUCAAUGAUCACAGGUUUGGCACAAAUGGGUCGUGCUGAAAAGGCUUUGGAGCUUUUUAGAAUAAUGGAGGCCGAGAGUGUGAAGCCGAAUGAUGUGACAAUGGUGGGUGUUUUAUCGGCUUGCACGAAGAAGUUGGACUUGAAGUUUGGUAGAUGGGUGUGUUCAUAUAUUGAAAGGAAUGGGAUACAUGUGAACUUGACUUUGAGUAAUGCAAUUCUCUAUAUGUAUAUGAAAUGUGGGAGUCUUGAAGAUGCAAAAAGAUUGUUUGAUAAGAUGGAGGAGAAGGAUAUUGUCACAUGGACAACCAUGCUUGAUGGUUAUGCUAAAUUAGGAGAGUAUGAGGCAGCAAGGCGAGUUCUUGAUACCAUGCCUAGGCAAGAUAUUGCCGCAUGGAAUGCCCUUAUAUCUGGUUAUGAACAGAAUUGGAAGCCAAAGGAGGCUUUGUCCAUAUAUCAUGAGUUGCAACAGAGCAAGAUUGCUAAACCUGAUGAGAUCACUCUUGUUAGCACUCUAUCAGCUUGUGCUCAAUUAGGAGCCAUGGAAAUAGGUGAGUGUAUCCAUGCCUACAUUAAAGAGCAGGAGAUUAAGUUAAAUUGUCAUCUUACAACCUCACUCAUCGAUAUGUAUUCUAAAUGUGGAGAUAUAAAGAAGGCACUUGAGGUCUUUUAUUCUGCAGAGAGGAGGGAUGUGUUUGUUUGGAGUGCAAUGAUUGCUGGUUUGGCAAUGCAUGGACAAGGGAGAGCUGCAAUAGAUUUGUUCUCUAGCAUGCAAGAAACUACAAUCAAGCCCAAUUCUGUGACUUUUACCAAUGUUUUAUGUGCUUGUAGCCAUGCAGGGUUGGUGAAGGAGGCCAAAACCUUUUUCAAUCAGAUGGAGCCAGUUUAUGGGAUUCCACCUGAGAUCCAGCACUAUUCUUGCAUGGUCGAUAUACUCGGUCGUGCGGGCCUCUUGGAAGAAGCUGUUGAAUUUAUUGAGAAAAUGCCAAUAGUUCCUAGUGAUUCUGUAUGGGGGGCUCUGCUUGGAGCUUGUCAAAUUCAUGGAAAUGUUGAGCUUGCUGAACUGGCUUGUGGCCAUUUGCUUGAAUUGGAUCCUGGAAACCAUGGAGCUUAUGUUCUUUUAUCUAAUAUAUAUGCCAAAACUGGGAAAUGGGAUAGUGUUUCUAGAUUAAGGAAGCACAUGAGAGUGACUGGGCUAAAAAAAGAACAAGGUUGUAGCACCAUUGAGGUCAAUGGAGUCAUUCACGAGUUUCUGGCGGGAGAUAACUGUCAUCCUCUUUCCGGAGAAAUUUACUCAAAAUUGGAUGAGAUUGUGAUGAAAUUAAAAUCAGUUGGUUAUGUACCCAAUAAGUCCCACCUUUUGCAACUUAUUGAAGAGGAUGAUAUGCAGGAGCGUGCUCUUAACCUUCACAGUGAGAAGUUAGCAAUUGCAUUUGGAUUACUUUACGGGAAAGCAUCUCAGCCAAUCCGAAUUAUAAAAAAUCUUCGUGUCUGUGGAGACUGUCACUCAGUUGCUAAGCGUGUAUCCAGGCUUUAUAAUAGAGAGAUAAUACUAAGAGAUCGGUAUCGAUUCCAUCAUUUUAGUGGAGGACAAUGUUCAUGUAAGGAUUACUGGUGAAUGUUACAUAACUACAUGCAAUGGAAAUCACUCCUCAAGUAUCUAAUCAUGAAACUCUUGUUAGUUUCAUUAAUGCUAAGCUUUCCGGUUUCUUAUGAUUGAGAGAUAACUGAAUUUGUUUGGUUCAGUUUUGUCACUCACUUUCGCUUGGGUUGGAACUAGUCCUAUGGUUUUCCCAACUAAAACAAUUGUUUUAACAUGUAUUUCAAAAUGGGAUCUUGUUUAGUUUAUCUAAAUUUCCAGCUUGACAUUUCCAAUAAACUGCAAAUAGGAGUUGGGGUACUCGGAAACUGAAGGAACUGAAAUGCAUAGAACAGGAAGGUAAAAUCUCUUGUUUUCUAUUAACUAUGAACUUCCCUUGAAGUAUGUUUACACUGACUACCAAGUAGUGGUUCUUGGUUUACUCUGCAAUCUAAAAGUGGUCAAAAGCCAUUCAUGUAAAAAUUUAGUUGCAAAAGGAGUGCUCCUUUGGGGAACAAUUUCUCUUGGUGAGCUAAGAUC